AUGGAAGCCGCCACGGUCCACACUCCCUUGCAGCUUCAGGCAGCCAACCACGCUGUUACCGGCAUGGAUAUCUCGAUGGAUAUUGAUAUGGACCUGGAUUUGGGUCCCGAGCUGAUUCCUGGGCCGAUUGAGCUGGAAGCCGCAGCAACUACAGUGAACAAUGGCUUAUCUGAGGAGUUGAAUUCAACAAUUGCCAAUGAGGACCCGCAAUUUGAGAAGGUCCAUAUACGCGGUGUUGAUGACUUGUCGACGGAUGAUAUUAAACGCUUUGCUGCGGAGCAUUUCAAAGGGGAAGAGCUGGCCAGGGUUGAAUGGAUCGAUGACACUUCAGCCAACAUUAUCUACAACUCUGCAGAAGCUGGCCUGCAGGCCCUUACCGCCUUUACGCAGCAGUCCGUUGAGGAAGGUGAUUCGGCGCUGCCCUCGCUCCGCCUGCGUUCGGCCAAAGCACUCUCCACGCACCCGGACUCUGUGCUGCAGGUGAGAUCGGCGGUGAAGACGGAUCGCAAGAAAAAGAGGGCGCACGAAGCGAGCCGGUUUUAUCUGAUGCAUCCCGAGCACGACCCCAGAGAGAGAAUGAGGCGAGAAUUUGCCGAACGGCGCCGCUCCGGCCGCCGCGACGACAGCACGGGAGAUUACAACAGACGUCGCUUUGACGAUAGGGAGCACCGACGCCGCAGGGGCCUGGCCAGUAACGAUAGGUUUGACGAGACCAUGUACGACGAUAGCGAGGAGCCGAGCCGGGGGUCCAGUGGCGAUAGAACUCGCGGAAGACGCAAGACCAUCGACGAUUUGUUUCCCGAUCGCUCAGAGAGGUCAUCUGGUCGAUUGCGCGAUCGCAGUGCGUCCCCCGUCUGUGCAGAGUUCGAGGAUAUCACCGGCCUCGGCGACGAUCGUAGGGCGUCCAGUAGACGCUUUCGAGACCGAUCACCCCAGCACAGCAGGGAUAGGAACGGAUAUUCUCGCCUCAAUGCUGGAAAGGAGCUUUUUGCCUCUGCAAACGCUUCUAGUGAUGAGAGUUCUGGCCGCCGAGAGUUGUUCCCCAAUAAGACGGCUUCCAGCUACCUCAAGAAGGAGUUGUUUCCAAAAAGUACCAUGAGCAAUCAUCGCCGCUCCGACGCUUUCGACGCCGCGGACGAGACGGCUGAUCUAUUCGCUAAGCGUAUUACCGUUCCCCUUGUCGACGGAGCCGGUGACGUUGACCAUGAAAUGAAUGCCGAGGGGCAGGGUCGUCGUGGCGUCGAACUCUUCCCUGGUCAUAUAUCUGGUCCAACCAAGUCAUUCAAGAUCCGCGGGAAGUCUGAUAAUCCAGGGUUCUCUAUCCGCGGGAAUGCAGACAACCUAGACAACGGGAUAUCCAUCAGGGGAGCUGCUUCCGUCAGAGAACUAUUCCCUUCCAAAUACACUGGGAAUGAAGGGAAAGAAUUGUUUUCUGACAAGCUUGAGGGCCGCGGAGGAAGACGCAGAAAGGCGGAAGAUAUGUUUUCCUAA
This is a messenger RNA of Ophidiomyces ophidiicola, 1491 nucleotides long. RefSeq lists its product as uncharacterized. The record is from RefSeq and is a predicted model, not a curated record. Gene Ontology annotation, cellular component: cytosol; nucleus. NCBI's taxonomy places the organism in Eukaryota, Fungi, Ascomycota, Eurotiomycetes, Onygenales, Onygenaceae. Gene Ontology annotation, molecular function: RNA 7-methylguanosine cap binding; mRNA binding. Bases 1 to 1491 code for a protein of 496 amino acids. The transcript is spliced from 2 exons.